UUCAGCAGCUGACUCAACCUAAUAAGAUAACAGCUCACUGCCUAGUCAUUUGAAAUAAUGAAAAAAAAAAAAAGAUUGUUAAGGAUAAGUUGGUGAAAGCAUCAUACACUUUAUGGUUCCGGUACUUUCUAAUUGGCUAAACAUGUCAUCAUGUUGCAUUUCAUUUAUGAAUUGUGGGGCGGAGACUAACGGCCCUUGGCACUGUGAUUCCAUUCUCCUCGUUGGGAAACUAAACUUUGGGUCUCGUUUUAGUGCAAUUCAACUCCAUACAUGUCUCCUAGCAUGGCUCUGCAUUGACUCUUCCUCUGGCAUCAUGUGGAGGAUGUAUUUAGAAUAAGGAAUAUUGGAAAUCUGUGACAAGAGGAAAGAACAUCCAUACAACUUUGAAACAUGACACCCACAACCACAAUCAGGACUUUUUGUUAAAUGUGCCAAAUUUACGCAUCGGUUUAAUUCCUGGAGAAAUAUUAUAAUUACGCUUUCAGCAAGAUAAUGGUUCCUUUCUGACUUUAAAAAAAAUGGAUUAGACCCCUUGUGAAAGAAAGGAGAAGUCACAGCCUUUCUCGACGGGGAGGAGGAUUACAGGAAGGUCUUUGAGCCACAAGUUAUCACACACCUUUCAGCCUCCGGGUGCGCUUCAGUCUUAGCUGUGCGCGCCGGGCAUUUCAGGAAAUGGAGAGCAAAAUAAACGGAAAGAUGGACACCAUCAGUACUUCUAUCGCCGAUACUACUGAUACAGGAGUAAGCGGCUUGAUGGAAGCUGGCUACAGUAAGUCUAAUACUAAAUUAUCUGCGUCCUCCUCUGUGCGUAAUUUUGGAAACGCUGGCACAAUGAUCCACGGACUAAAUCCAAGCAGCGACUGCGUCGUUUUCAAAGACUUCACCGGUCUUGAUACCUCGCUUCCUCCAAAAUAUUUUUAUGACCGUGGCAGUGAUUUUUUUAAGAGUGACGGCGUCCAGUGGGAAGAUUUAGUCAAAGUUCAGAGGACGGCCGUGGCCACAUCUGAGAGUUUGCCAGGCGCAAGUCUGAGCCUCUCUUCAACAAGCGGAGCGUGUAAAUUCAUCAAGGAUGAAAAGGAAGCUUCAGUGAUUAUGGAUACCCCCUGUCCAAACUUUGAUCCUUCGCCUGAGAUUUCUGCUCUCGACACCUGUGGCACUGACCGGAAGCAACAAUUGGGCCUGAGCGAAGUUGAAUCCACAAGCUUUACGCCGGCGACAGGGGUUCCCAGAUCAGGGUUGGAGGGCUCUUCAAACUUUUUUAUCGACCUAAAUCAGUCAGACCAGUUAGGCAACCCGAUUAGGACCGACUCCAGAUGCGCUCUGCCUGGGAAGACGGUCAACAACUUUGACGGCAGCGCGCAGACAUCAGGACAGGUGGCAAUGUACAGGAGUGAAGUUGCUCGUUGGCAGACGCAGACGUCUCCAGCUGAGCCUCAGUACUGGUGCCAGUCUGUAGCAGUUGCCGGUGACCCGUUUGCACCCAGCAGCUAUGAUGUUAUCCAGAACCAGGGUCUGUCUCAGAGGAACCCAUCGCCUUUCUCUGCAUUCCCCGGCAUGCCCCCUCAAAGACUGUGUGUGAUCUGUGGAGAUGAGGCUUCUGGUUGCCACUACAGCGUCUUGACCUGCGGGAGCUGUAAAGUGUUUUUUAAAAGAGCAGUUGAAGGCCAUCACAGCUAUCUCUGUGCGGGCCGGAAUGACUGCAUUGUGGACAAAAUUCGGAGGAAAAAUUGCCCGGCGUGCCGCCUCCGAAAGUGCUACCAAGCAGGAAUGAUGCUCGGAGGCAGGAAGCUGAAGCGUUUUGGGGCCUUAAAAGCCUUGGGUUUGGCCCCGGCCCUCAUGUUCCAGUCCCAUUUGGCCAUGUCCAAUGACAAUCAGGCCUUGACCUCCAUGGCUUGCCUACCAGGCAUCCAUGAGUUUCAACUCUCCCAGCAAAUCAUCAGCGUGCUGGAAAACAUUGAACCAGAAAUCGUGUACUCUGGCUACGACAACUCUCAGCCCGAUGUUCCCCAUCUUCUGCUCAACAGUCUCAACCGGCUGUGUGAGAAACAGCUGCUCUGGAUCGUCAAAUGGUCCAAGUCCCUGCCAGGGUUUCGUAAUCUUCACAUCACUGAUCAGAUGACCCUCAUCCAGUACUCGUGGAUGAACCUCAUGGUGUUCUCCCUCGGCUGGCGCUCCUUUCAGAAUGUCACCAGUGAAUAUUUAUACUUUGCGCCCGAUCUGGUUCUCAGUCAGGAACAAAUGAGGAGAUCUCCGAUUUAUGACCUCUGCCUGGCCAUACAGUUUAUUCCUCAGGAGUUUGCAAAUCUUCAAGUUACCCGCGAGGAGUUUCUCUGCAUGAAAGCCAUAAUAUUACUCAACACAGUGCCUCUUGAAGGACUCAAAAGUCAGGCAGCCUUUGACGAAAUGAGACAAAACUACAUCCGUGAGCUGAGCAAGGCGAUCCAGAUGAGGGAGAAGGGUGUGGUGGCCAGCUCCCAGCGCUUCUACCACCUCACCAAACUGAUGGACACCAUGCAUGAUAUAGUGAAGAAGGUCAACCUGUUCUGUCUGAGUACCUUCAUCCAGGCAGACACCAUGAAAGUGGAGUUCCCAGAGAUGAUGACGGAGGUCAUCGCCUCCCAGCUUCCCAAGGUCCUGGCAGGAAUGGUGAGGCCCCUCUUAUUCCACACCAAGUGACAAGGCCAGCAGACAUCCCAACUCUGUGGAGACAUCUUGUGAAUGGAUUAGUCAUCACAGUCACUGGAUUCUUCAUAGUCUUCAUUAAUGUAAUCUGGCAUUUGUACUUUGCCAAAAAGCCCUGCUAUUUCCUUGAGGUGACACAAAAUGAAUGUUUCCUCAGACUGUUUUUAAUAGAUAAAUAUCUUAAAAAUGAAAAAUGCAGAGGCAUUAGAUAUUGAAGCUCCUCCGUGUAAUUCUGGUUUAUCCACCAUUUUCUGUCCUAUAACUUGUGUACAGUAGGUUAAGGAAACCAUUAGCGAUGCUGAUAUUUUUGUACUGAAGCUGCACAAAAGAAAAAAAAACUACCUACAAUGAACCGAACUAAAAUUACUUUCUUAGUAAAGCACCGAUGCAGAAUAUCACGCAACAUGCCACAUAAAUUCAUGGAAAACUGUACAUAUCAGGAGACAAAGCUUAAAAUAUCUCUCUAAAAAAACUUUACAGUAAGUGUAAGUGAAUUAGAAACAACUUGGCAUCUGCAUCAAGGCAGUAAAUUACCCCAACGUGGUACUUUCUUUUAAUGUGCAUCAAAUUAUACACAGUGACAGAUGUUAAUGGAUGUGUGUGACAGCUUUACUUCAAGUCAGUGCAGUAAUUCAUGAAAAAAAAAAAGCAAAAGUGAAAAUUGAUUUGACAAGCUUACAAAAUCCCCUUGCAGUGAUUCAACAACUGAUCCCACCCUCCUUAUCCCAAGAUUUAACUUUACACCAGAUCACAUUUAAGUCACUAAGUUUUUGAGUAGCAAAUGGGACUGGAGAUGUAAUAUAUUGCUGCCUUGACAGAAUAAAAAGUAUACAAUAAAAAGCAAAAAUUUAUCUAGCUAUGGAUCUGCAGGGCCCUAUUUUAUCAAUCAUUCCCUGUAACAAAGAAGUAGAGACAGGUUUAAUAAAUCACACUGUUUAUUUAUAGACAUGUUUACGCACUGUCAAGAUACAGCAGGUGAUUGCAAGGGAACAAACUUCCCAUAUAUAAAUGGAUGUUACAUAUUCAGGAUAUGAAUAUCAUUUCCGUGAUAUGCCCCAGAAAACUCAGACUGUAAGGGAGUGUUCGUCCAGCGUUUCUGUUCAAGGUCACAUCACAUUCUUCGAGAUGUAAAUGGAAAAGAACACCCUGAUCUUGGCAUGAGAGAGGCUCUCAGAAACCCUCCCAAAUACAUUUUGGACAAUUACAAGCAAGUUUGACUUUUGAGUAAUCUUACAAUUUGUAAUCACUCAAGGGCGAAAUUUUUUUUAAACUAUUAUUUCGUUUCUUUCAUCUUA
Molecule: messenger RNA, 3977 nt
Organism: Acanthochromis polyacanthus (spiny chromis)
Lineage: Eukaryota; Metazoa; Chordata; Actinopteri; Pomacentridae
Gene: pgr
Product: progesterone receptor
Exons: 8
Coding region: 673-2676 (667 amino acids)
Biological process (GO): regulation of DNA-templated transcription
Molecular function (GO): sequence-specific DNA binding; DNA-binding transcription factor activity; zinc ion binding
Source: RefSeq, a predicted model, not a curated record